UUUGGGCUUCUGCGCAUACUACACCCGAACGAAAGCACUCAGCUUCGCAAAGAUAGAGUCCGAUCGGAAGCGAAAGAAGAGCUCGAUCUCGUCGGCGGAUCGGAAAGUGGACAAGGAGAAGCAUAAGAAGAAGACAAAAAUGGCGUCUACGACGAGCAAUCAGGUGAGGGCAUCGCACAUACUGAUCAAGCACGAGGGGUCUCGGAGAAAGGCCUCGUGGAAGGAUCCAGAUGGUCGCGUGAUCACGAACACCACUAGGGACAGCGCUGUCGCUCAGCUCAAGGCCCUCCGCGAAGACAUCGUCUCCGGCAAGGCCAAGUUCGAGGACCUUGCCUCUCGCUUCUCCGAUUGCAGCUCCGCCAAGCGCGGCGGCGAUCUCGGUCCCUUUGGCCGGGGCCAGAUGCAGAAGCCUUUUGAAGAAGCAACAUAUGCCCUCAAGGUCAGUGAGCUAAGUGACAUUGUGGAUACUGACAGUGGAGUCCACAUCAUCAUGAGAACUGGUUGAUAGCUCAUGGAGAAACAUUUGGGCAUAUUUGAACAUUAAUCAGUGUGCUGAGGGAACAUAUUUCUGUUUCUCAAAUUUGUUUUGCUCCUGGUGAGAGCAACAUGACCAUCUUAUUACUCAUUGAUGAUUUGGUACUUAUAAGACUGGUCCGACCAAUGUGCUUGGCGGGAUUGUGUUGUUUCUUCUAACAUUUACUUUUUCGGGUUCUUGGUUGUGGUUUGUGAUGGUUUUAUGUCAAUGACAAAAGCGUUUGCCUUCA
This is a messenger RNA of Corylus avellana, 764 nucleotides long. NCBI's taxonomy places the organism in Eukaryota, Viridiplantae, Streptophyta, Magnoliopsida, Fagales, Betulaceae. The record is from RefSeq and is a predicted model, not a curated record.